Messenger RNA from Angiostrongylus costaricensis, 456 nucleotides. The record is from the annotation of a GenBank genome assembly. Lineage: Eukaryota; Metazoa; Nematoda; Chromadorea; Rhabditida; Metastrongylidae.
AUGGCUGAACAGGAUGAGGCGCAUCUCGCUGAACUUAAGAAGAAGAGAGUUUUCCGCAAAUUCACCUACCGUGGUGUAGAUCUGGAACAACUUCUGGAUAUGUCUCGUGAGCAGUUUGCGAAAAUGCUACCUUGCCGCAUGCGCAGACGUCUUGCACGCGGUCUGAAGAGGAAACACUUGAAUUUGAUCUCUCGCCUUCAAAAAGCAAAAAAAGCUGCAAAUGUACUUGAGAAACCAGCUACUGUAAAAACUCAUCUUCGUGAUAUGGUAAUUUUGCCCGAAAUGGUCGGAUCUGUAAUCGGUAUUUACAACGGAAAAGUUUUCAAUCAGACUGAAAUCAAGCCUGAGAUGAUUGGAUAUUACCUUGGUGAAUUCGCUAUUACGUACAAGCCCGUGAAACAUGGAAGACCAGGUAUUGGAGCUACCCAUUCUUCACGCUUCAUCCCAUUGAAGUGA